ACAGGUAAAUAAGGGAAAAUGUAUGGUCUACCCAAAGUUUAUUUCCGCGUAGGGACGCUACCGAAAACAUAUUAUAUCAAUAAUCAGGGUAUUAUUUGUAUAAAGACCAUACAGGUUUAAAGCUACAUAAUUAAGUCUAUACAGUAUGAUUCGGUGUCUUGUUUUUGUUGCCAGUAUUUACCAUGUUUCAAUGACUUAUAUAUAUUACAAACAGCUCAACAGAAAUUGUCUCCCUUACUAUGAUUGUGAACCAGGCAAUGAAAUACAGCCAUGUACUAAAAACUUUACUCUUGAUUUAUGUGCUCCUUGUUCAAAUGAAAUGGAACAGCCAGAUUUGAUAUCAUCUUCAUCUGAUGGGGAUGCGAGUUCAACUGCUUGCUUUAAACCGAAAGAGCUAUGUCUGGCACAAGAUAUCACUUACAGUCGUGUCUCGAAAAAAGGUUACUGUGACCAUUUAAAAGAAUGCAAAUGCAAAACAGCAAUCUGUCAUUAUGGGGAUCCCUGCUUAUGUAAUGCAAAAGUCGGAGGUUGUCCGCCUAACACAACACUAAAUCAAUCAGGAGAAUGUAUUCCAUGUCCAGAUGGUACUUACAAGAAUGGAAGUGGGUGUGGUCCAUGUCGACAUUUACAAAAGACGGUACCAAUUGUAACACACAAGAUGCCAAGCAAUACCGUUGGGAGGCAUACCUCUAAGAGCACUCAUUUCAUCAUUGCACACAUUUCUUCAUCAACGUUUUUACCUUUGCAAGUGAAUCCACAAAAGUCAGGAGGAAAAGAUGAUCUACUGAUCAUUUUCAUAGUUGUCCUUGCAGCGUUGGUCAUACUAUUAUCAGUGGUAACUAUAGCGAUUUGUGUUAAAAGAUCGGGAUUUGUACUGGCUGGAAUUUGUUGGACACAUGGCAACGUACAAACAGAAAAUGAUGAUUUACGACCAGUUGACGUUGAGCUAGGAGAGGCUUUGAUUAAGCAUCAACAUGACAAUGUAAAUAUUGAAUCGAUGACAGAUAAAGGAAAUUUUGUAGCUGAAUACCAAACAAAGGAGAUUCCUCAUCAAUGUCCAACGUUUUCGUCAAAGCACGGGGAACCGAAGGAGUCUAUUGAUUCAGGUUGUCAUGAAGAAAAUGAAUCCGAUAUAGUAGGAAAUUUCACAAAUGAAGACCAUAAAAGCUCAACUGAUUCAGUAUUUUAUAAAGACAAAACAGAUCUGUAUGCUUCAAAACAGCAAGGAAAAAACAUUAAAGAUUCACCGACAUCUUCUGUAUCAUCUACUAAUGAAGAAACAAAAUUAGAACAUGAUAGUGAGACGAAAAUUCCCAAACUAUCCAUGGACUUUUCUGUAAUAAACAACAACAAAAACAAGAAUUUGAAUUUAUCUGCAACUUGCAGUCCAGUGACGGCAGACUCUGAACCUCAUACUUUUCAGCUGUUUGCAGCGAGUGUUCAAGAGCACCAAGGGGAUACUAGUGGCUAUCAAACUCAAUCUGAAAAAGAUGCAGUGCCUUCGACUAGUUCACAAUCUGGCGAAUACAUGUCUAUGAAUGUUUCAACUCUUAACAGUAGAAGUGACACUAAUGAGACAAUACCCAGUAAUCUGGAAAACUUUAAUUUUGAAAUCAAAGGUAUUCAUAGAAACAAUUCAAAUAGUAUGAGUGGACAAUCAGAAACAGAUAUGAAACAUUGCGGUCCAAAGAGUGUUGACAGUGGCGUUUUUAACAUAUAAAAAUAAUGAUGUCGAAAAAGACAACUAACCUGCCGACGCCAGUUUAUAUGAGGGACCAGAUGCGUUUCAAUAGGAAAUGACUUAAGGUCACGUUUGACUAUUUGAUACAGCUGGAUCUAAGUACACCCGACGCGUGUUUUUAAUCUGUAUUGACAUGUCGGGUUUGAGAUACGUUGUAAAUUAUGGGAUUCAAAUCUGAUAUAGAUAAUGAACAUUAAACCAAUGCAAUGACCUUGAUAAAAAUACAAUUCAGAGUGUAACAACUACAAGAGACAGUAUAAUGGUCGCGUUAUCCACCGAAGUGUUCAUAUUUAUCAUAUUUGACAGUGCCGUUAAUUUUUUUGUGGACACUUGCAAGCGAAGAGUAAGAUACAUAUGAAAAACUAUUAUUUCAAUUUUCAUAAUGUAAUUAUAUAUAUGUAAAUACACAUUUACAAUGACUGAAAAUAAUAUCAUUUGUCAUAUUUUG
Mytilus californianus (California mussel) is the source of this 2189-nucleotide messenger RNA. RefSeq lists its product as uncharacterized. NCBI's taxonomy places the organism in Eukaryota, Metazoa, Mollusca, Bivalvia, Mytilida, Mytilidae. The record is from RefSeq and is a predicted model, not a curated record. The coding region runs from base 146 to 1720 and encodes 524 amino acids. The transcript has 13 exons.